UCGGCCCUGGAGCUGCAGCAAAAUGCUGGAUGGACACCUACUUCUGGGCUGGCUGCUGUCCGUCGCAUUUGUAGUGGCGCUGAAUGCCAUUGGACCUACGGCUGCUCAUUUCGGGCUGACAGGUAGUGAACCAUUGACAAUCUUCCCACUCAGCCAGGAACCUGACGAAGCUACUGGGAAGAGCCAUUACAAAGUUUGUGACCGUCUAAAACUGGAGCGCAAGCAGCGCCGUAUGUGUAGACGAGACCCAGGUGUGGCAGAGACACUCAUGGAGGCCAUUAGUAUGAGUGCUCUGGAAUGCCAGUACCAGUUCCGGUUCGAGAGGUGGAACUGUACACUUGAGGGGCGAUACCGAGCCAGCAUACUCAAGAGAGGUUUUAAAGAAACUGCAUUCCUGUAUGCCAUCUCUUCAGCAGGAUUAACUCAUGCCAUGGCCAAGGCAUGUAGCGCUGGUCGAAUGGAACGAUGCACAUGUGAUGAAGCUCCCAACCUUGAGAACCGGGAGGCAUGGCAGUGGGGUGGCUGUGGGGAUAACCUCAAGUACAGCAAUAAAUUUGUCAAGGAGUUCCUGGAGCGAAAGUCCCACAAGGACUUAAGGGCAAGUGUUGACCUCCAUAACACCAAUGUUGGGCUGAAGGUUAUCAAGUCAGGAGUUGAGACUGUGUGCAAGUGUCAUGGAGUGUCUGGGUCGUGUACUGUACAGACUUGUUGGCGACAGCUUUCUCCAUUCCAUGAAAUAGGAAAGCAGUUGAAGCAGAAAUAUGAGAGCUCACUCAAAGUGGGCAGUACAACAAACGAAGCAGCUGGGGAAGGGGACAGCUCACCUCCAAAGAGAGUCUUCCCUGGACACAGUGACCAGAUCCCUAGAACUACAGAUCUGAUCUACAUUGAGGAUUCUCCCAACUUCUGUAAAAUGAGCAAAUACUCACCUGGCACAUCAGGAAGGAAGUGCUACAAAGAUAAGAACUGUGAUAGCAUAUGCUGUGGCCGGGGCCAUAACACCCAAAGUAGGGUGGUGACCAGGCCUUGUCAGUGUCAAGUUCGCUGGUGCUGCUAUGUGGAGUGCAAACAGUGCACACAGAAAGAGGAGGUUUAUACCUGUAAAGACUGAUUUGCUUUCUGUUGCUGGUACAGUGAUAAUGACAUGGACACUCCUAAGGAACUGCAUUUCUAUGUCCAUCAUAUUUACUGUAAGUGGAGGCAGUACAGGGUUUGACUGAAAUUCAUAGUUAUGUAAUGCUAUGAUAUCAUACAAAGCACUUUGUAGGUACUCGUGGUCCUGUGGUGUAUGUUGCUAUAAAUGGAGAGAAAUCAGAAUGAGGAGGACUCUGAAGGCCAGUGAACUUCAAACUGGAUACAUACUAGCUGAAACAUAAGCAGUGCCACCUGUUUUCUGAUAUGCUUUGUUUAAAAAUUAUUGAUACAGUCAGCCUCUUUUUGGACUUUAUGAACAACUCGGGUAGAAAUUCUGCCUUGGAAAAUAGCAGUUUACCAGUGGAUAUAUUAAUCUUGAACUAUUUUAACUACAGAAAUGUGAGGGAAGGAAGUGUUAAGCCUCCCCCCUUUUCUUGCUGCACAGAACAAGGGAUGGCAUAAUUUGGAUGCUAAAUAUCAUGUCUGACAUGCUGAGGACACACUCAGUGAUCUGAGUAACAUUUCCACUGGCCUUAUUAUUGACAUUAAUGUUUAUAACUGUGUUGCUGGUGGUUAAGUACAACUGCAUAAGAAGUAGUAUCAGUCAGCAACAGAACAUUUCUCAGAGGGCUGUGAUGGAGCCCAUUUAAUCCUUCUUAUGUGGUUGAAAAGUCCACAUUGCUUGCAAAAGGAUGAAUGGUAACUGUAAACCAU
Molecule: messenger RNA, 1848 nt
Organism: Protopterus annectens (West African lungfish)
Lineage: Eukaryota; Metazoa; Chordata; Ceratodontiformes; Protopteridae
Gene: WNT9A
Product: Wnt family member 9A
Exons: 4
Coding region: 23-1111 (362 amino acids)
Biological process (GO): multicellular organism development; cell fate commitment; canonical Wnt signaling pathway
Cellular component (GO): extracellular region
Molecular function (GO): cytokine activity; frizzled binding
Source: RefSeq, a predicted model, not a curated record